CUGACUGGUUGGCAGGAAGUGUGAGUUCGGAGUGGCGUACUGUUGAUCCGGAACUGCAGACUUUCCUUGAGUAACCCGGCGUGAAACUUUUACAGAGUAAAUUUGCAACAAGAUGCUGAAGAAAUUUGACAAAAAAGACGAAGAAUCAGGAGGUGGUUCCAAUCCAUUUCAGAGUUUAGAGAAGAGUGCAGUACUUCAGGAGGCCCGAGUUUUUAAUGAAACACCACUGAACCCUCGAAAAUGCACUCACAUAUUGACCAAGAUUCUCUAUCUGAUAAACCAGGGAGAACACCUGGGUACCACAGAAGCUACAGAAGCCUUCUUUGCAAUGACAAAAUUGUUUCAGUCAAAUGAUCCUACCCUUCGCAGGAUGUGCUACCUGACAAUAAAAGAAAUGGCAAAUAUUGCUGAAGAUGUUAUCAUUGUGACCAGCAGCCUGACAAAAGAUAUGACUGGCAAAGAUGAUAAUUAUCGUGGACCUGCUGUCAGGGCCCUCUGCAAGAUCACUGAUAGCACUAUGUUGCAAGCAAUUGAACGUUACAUGAAACAGGCAAUUGUGGAUAAAGUACCCAGUGUGUCCAGUUCUGCUCUAAUUUCCUCCCUGCAUCUGCUGAAAAUGAGCUUUGACGUUGUGAAACGCUGGGUGAAUGAAGCCCAGGAAGCAGCUUCUAGUGACAAUAUCAUGGUGCAGUAUCAUGCCCUUGGCUUACUCUACCACAUCCGUAAGAACGAUCGUUUAGCAGUCAACAAGAUGCUUAGCAAAUUUACUCGUCAAGGGUUAAAGUCUCCUUUUGCAUACUGCAUAAUGAUUCGGAUCGCUAGCAAGCUGCUUGAGGAGGAAGAUGGAAGCAGAGACAGUCCCCUGUUUGAUUUUAUUGAGAGCUGUCUAAGGAACAAGCAUGAGAUGGUGAUCUACGAAGCUGCCUCUGCAAUUGUGAACCUGCCCAACUGCACAGCAAAAGAAUUAGCGCCCGCUGUUUCUGUUCUUCAGUUAUUCUGCAGUUCCCCAAAAGCAGCCCUGCGCUAUGCAGCUGUUCGCACACUCAACAAGGUUGCAAUGAAACAUCCUUCUGCAGUGACUGCUUGUAACCUGGACUUGGAGAACCUGGUGACUGACUCCAAUCGCAGUAUUGCUACUCUUGCAAUCACCACUCUCCUAAAAACUGGUAGUGAAAGUAGCAUUGACCGCCUGAUGAAACAGAUUUCUUCCUUUAUGUCAGAAAUCUCUGAUGAAUUUAAGGUUGUGGUGGUGCAGGCCAUAAGUGCUCUUUGUCAGAAAUAUCCACGAAAGCACUCAAUUAUGAUGAACUUCCUAUUCAGCAUGCUGAGAGAGGAGGGUGGCUUUGAGUACAAACGAGCAAUUGUUGACUGCAUUAUCAGCAUCAUUGAGGAAAACCCAGAGAGCAGGGAAACUGGGCUGGCGCACCUGUGCGAGUUCAUUGAAGACUGUGAGUUCACUGUCCUUGCUACAAGGAUUCUUCAUCUUCUAGGCAGAGAGGGACCUAGGACCAACAGCCCUUCCAAGUACAUCCGAUUCAUCUACAAUAGAGUUGUCUUAGAGAAUGAAGAAGUCAGGGCAGCUGCUGUGAGUGCCCUAGCUAAGUUUGGAGCUCAAAAUGAAGAUAUGUUGCCCAGUAUCUCAGUACUUCUGAAAAGAUGCAUGAUGGAUGAUGACAAUGAAGUAAGAGACAGAGCCACAUUUUAUCUGAGUGUACUGGAACAGAAGCAAAAAGCACUCGGUGCUGCUUACAUUCUGAAUGGGUUGACUGUGUCUAUCCCUGGCUUGGAGAGGGCACUACACCAGUACACACUUGAGCCUUUGGAGACCCCAUUCGACCUGAAAACUGUACCACUGGCGACAACUCCACUGGCAGAGCAGAGAACAGAAAUCACACCAGCAGCAACAAUUAAAUUACCAGACAAAGUACCAGCAACCAGGCAAGACAUUUUCCAAGAACAACUUGCAGCUAUUCCUGAGUUCAGAAACCUGGGCAGACUUUUCAAAUCAUCAGAUCCAGUGGCGCUGACAGAAUCUGAAACGGAGUAUGUUGUUCGCUGUACAAAGCACACUUUCCCAAACUGCAUUGUAUUCCAGUUUGACUGCACAAACACUUUAAGUGAUCAAAUUCUGGAGAAUGUGACAGUACAAAUGGAACCCAGUGAGGGAUAUGAUGUGCUUGCUUACGUUCCAGCUCGAAGCCUGUCAUAUAACCAACCUGGGAUCUGCUAUACACUGGUAUCAUUGCCUGAGGAAGACCCAACUGCAGUUGCUGGCACAUUCAGUUGCACAAUGAAAUUCCUAGUUAAGGACUGUGACCCAAACACUGGAGAAACUGAUGAAGAUGGAUAUGAAGAUGAGUAUGUGCUGGAAGAUGUAGAGGUGACUGUUGUUGACCACAUACAGAAAGUCCUAAAACCAAACUUUGGAGCUGCAUGGGAUGAGGUGGGCGAUGAGUUUGAAAAGGAAGAAACCUUCACUCUAGCAGCAGUAAGGACACUGGAAGAGGCAGUAACCAAUAUUGUCAAGUUCUUGGGACUGCAACCCUGUGAAAGAUCAGACAAGGUACCUGAGAACAAGAACUCUCACACACUGUAUCUGGCAGGUGUGUUCCGAGGUGGUCAUGACAUUCUUGUACGAGCUCGCCUGGCACUAACAGACAAUGUCACAAUGCUCGUUACAGCAAGAAGUACUGCUGAAGUUCCUGUUGAUGUCAUCAUGAGUUCUGUUGGCUAAAGCUCAAUCACACCACUUUUAGCAAUAUAUACUACUGCAUUAAUAAGUCAGUCAGUGGUUUCUUCCUACAAAAUCAGCUAGGACAUGGUUGACUGUGUUGCAGUCCCAAACCACUGUUGAUCUAGUCACUGAGCUUUUAUAUUAAUUUAAUGUCCUGUCUGUACAUCUUAAUAAUAAGUAACAUAAAGGAGUCAUUGCAGCUGCUUAUUUUAGAAAUGGAAACCCCGCACUGAGUACUUCAGAAUUUUAUUUUAUUGUGUAUUGUUUUGUAAGCUGUUUUUGACAAUGCUUCUGUAUAAAAUACAGAAAUAAUAAUGAAACAGUUUAAAAUGUUAAGCAGCCAUCUUUAUGUUAUGAGGAUCAUAAAUGUGUAUAAAAGCUUAAUCCCAGACUAUUGUAGUCAUUUUUUUGUUAAUAAAAUGUAACCUUACCAAACACUUGUGUUAAAAUUA
Messenger RNA from Protopterus annectens (West African lungfish), 3186 nucleotides. It is a transcript of the gene COPG1, whose product is annotated as COPI coat complex subunit gamma 1. The transcript is spliced from 24 exons. Gene Ontology annotation, molecular function: structural molecule activity. Gene Ontology annotation, biological process: intra-Golgi vesicle-mediated transport; intracellular protein transport; endoplasmic reticulum to Golgi vesicle-mediated transport. Lineage: Eukaryota; Metazoa; Chordata; Ceratodontiformes; Protopteridae. The record is from RefSeq and is a predicted model, not a curated record. Gene Ontology annotation, cellular component: COPI vesicle coat; endoplasmic reticulum-Golgi intermediate compartment; Golgi membrane. Bases 113 to 2734 code for a protein of 873 amino acids.